Messenger RNA from Pomacea canaliculata, 2640 nucleotides. RefSeq lists its product as uncharacterized. Bases 733 to 1704 code for a protein of 323 amino acids. The record is from RefSeq and is a predicted model, not a curated record. Gene Ontology annotation, cellular component: membrane. The transcript has 6 exons. NCBI's taxonomy places the organism in Eukaryota, Metazoa, Mollusca, Gastropoda, Architaenioglossa, Ampullariidae. Gene Ontology annotation, biological process: immune response. Gene Ontology annotation, molecular function: tumor necrosis factor receptor binding.
CUUCAAACUCUCAGCCUUGUGAUGCGGAUAUAUAAAUGUUUGUUAUCCUUUUAUUUGAUAAUAGGCUACUUGACACAAAGAAUACCAACGGCUGGUAAAUUUAUCACUGUCUCCCAGAAGACUUCCGACCCUAUAAUAAUCUAAAAGCUAAGAUAAUAAGUAAGAUAAAGAUAAAUCUUCCCCAAAGUUUCUCUAAAAUCUACACAAGUGGACUGUCGCGGGUUUUUACUACGAGUUCUAUUUUUAGACCUGAAGGUUUUCACGGAGAGUAUGUUAAAAUGAAGGUUACGGGGAAAUCCCCUACACGCGAUAUUUGUGUUACAAGUCUGGUUGUGUGAUCAGGAAGAGUGUGACCCAGUUGGUUUACGAGCGCAAAGCAGAAGCGAGUGAAGGCAAGUGCCCUCAGCUGAGAGGUUGUAAAAAGAAGGAGAGAAGGACUGCUCCACACACACUCCAGCCGACCGCCGCCAAGUGUAGAAGAAAAGUAAGCGGUCCAUGGAAUGCGAAGCGAAAACACUUUUCUUGGAAACCUCCAGUUGAUCAGCACAGGUCUCACCAUCUGCACACCCAAACUUCCAAGGUGUUUUGAGUGAAUCAGUGGAACAUUUCUUGGCGCCAAGCGAAACUUGCAUUUUUUGUUAUUGGAAGGAUUGUGCUGGCUUCCGAAAGGACGGCAGAAACAAAUUAAAAGCAAGAAAAUAAACCUCAAAAUCAGGUGCAACUACCGACAGCAUGUCAGCCCAGCCGAUUGUAAGCGUGAACAGUGACAGCCACUUUUUUACUGACAGUCGCAGCUCCUCCUAUGCUGAUGUUCUAUCCCCCAUGUCCCGCUACCCUCACCUGGGCAGCGGAGGAGAAAGCAGCAGCUGUGGCUGUCAUCGUUGUCGCCGAAUGGCCAAGGAAUACAGCAACCUCAGAAGGGUCAACUACAUCAUAGCCGGCAUCUGCAUCAUCGUCUUCACGGUUUACGUCGUCACCAUCAUCCACUUCUGGAGGCGGUUUCCUAUUGACGACGACGAUGGCUUUGGUGGCGCGAGGAAAGAGCAUCCAUACUGUGUGCCGAAGAACUUGUUGUACAAGAAGGAGGCGUGGGAAGACAUGGACCACAGUGUGACCAGCGACAAGUACUGCUUCAAGAACCUCGACUGGAUCCCUGCUCUCCUUAAUCGGGCUUAUGACGACUUGGAAAAAAGAAUAAAGGCAGCAGAGGAAGGAAUGAGCGCACGAAGCAUGGCCAUGGCUACGCCAAACGACGACAAAGGUGAAGGGCCACUGCCCGUGUACCAGCCUCGACCCUUUGCUCACGUGGUGCUGGAUAUUAGGCACGUCUACAAAGGUGAGGAAAUGUCAGUGAAGUGGGCGAGCAGCGGCAUGGCGGGGUCUCAGUGCAGGGACAUGAUGCUGAAUGGCAACAAGACAGACCUGGUUGUCAAAAUACCCGGCUACUACUACAUCUACAGUCACCUGGAGUUCAAGCCCUCUGCUCCUGAUCCGCAGGAUCCACCAAGACUUCAGGUGUACUUGAACUGGAGAGAUAACAGCCAAGAUGGCCGGCGGAAGCUGUUGGAAUCCGCAGGGCCAAAUCCUUUCGUCCAGGGAGUGUUCCUCCUCCGCCAGAACGAUAGUAUCAGUAUUCGCACCGACACCAGCAAACUCUACCUCGACGCCAGCAGGUCCAACUACCUCGGCAUUUUCCUCAUCUGAUGACACCAGCAGUCUCGAAGACCGCCAAGGUUGUGAAUGGACUAGAAACGGAAAACUGGUAUAACGAGACUGGUCUGAAGCGCUCUGAAUCGGUGAUGGCAUCUGGAGGACAAGUAUUAAAGAGUUAUCAUAUUAAAGAGGAACUACUCAAAGUCGUAAACUACGAUGCCAGUGAAAGUCUGAAGGUUCUCGGUUCGCAUCUCGUCGUUUCAACGGUUGGCAUGGCUUGCAGGCAAAAGGCUUUCUCCCGCUACUCCAGUUUCCUACCCCUUCCCUUUUCCCCUGAGUGUGAAAUCACCUGUGAAAGAGAGUCAGGUGGAGCAGCGGUUAAACUCUUAAUGUCACCAAGACUGCGGAAUGUGGGUUGGGAUAUCGGAAAAUAAUGGGCAGACAAGACCACCUGAAGGCAGCUAGUCCGGAAAAAUGCGAAGGUCAAAGUGCAUCGACAGUACAGCUUCUCCCUGACAGUAGGGUCAGCUGCGCGUGGCAACAGAGACUCCAUCGCAUCUCAAGAUUUUACCGAAGACAUUUUCAAUUCUCGAACUUUUUCAUCAAAGCGCUUCUUCAUCGCUCAACUGAGAAACAGGCAGCAAACGUUCUUUGUGCUCAUUAUUACUAGGUGUGGUUUGUGCAAUUGAGUUCUGGAUAGCGCGCGAUGGUGUGCUUGUCUGAGUAUUUUUGUAUGCAUGCAUAUCUGUGUGUGUGAGAGAGAAAGAGAGGCAGAAAGAGACAAUAAGAAAGAAAGUGAUUUAACGGCGUGCUUGAGGGAGAAAGAAAGGUGCCCCAGCGACCAUGUGCCAGUUACAUUAUGCGGUGAGAUUUUAAAAUUUAUUUAAAAUAUAUGUUUUGAGAUUAUAUAUGCACUUACAAAUGUUCUUAUUAUUCACUUAUUAAUGGCGAUAUAUAUGUGUGUAUCAUACAUAUAUUUGCAAUAUC